Panthera uncia (snow leopard) is the source of this 1069-nucleotide messenger RNA. It is a transcript of the gene ABT1, whose product is annotated as activator of basal transcription 1. The coding region runs from base 49 to 876 and encodes 275 amino acids. Gene Ontology annotation, biological process: endonucleolytic cleavage in ITS1 to separate SSU-rRNA from 5.8S rRNA and LSU-rRNA from tricistronic rRNA transcript (SSU-rRNA, 5.8S rRNA, LSU-rRNA); small-subunit processome assembly; endonucleolytic cleavage to generate mature 5'-end of SSU-rRNA from (SSU-rRNA, 5.8S rRNA, LSU-rRNA). Gene Ontology annotation, molecular function: RNA binding. The record is from RefSeq and is a predicted model, not a curated record. NCBI's taxonomy places the organism in Eukaryota, Metazoa, Chordata, Mammalia, Carnivora, Felidae. Gene Ontology annotation, cellular component: nucleolus. The transcript is spliced from 3 exons.
GGCGCGGCGCGGCGCUUUACGGCUGUCGUGCUUCUGGUCUCCGCCAGCAUGGAGGCCGAGGAGUUGGAGAAGGAGGCUGCGGAGCAGGAGCCCCCGGAAGCGAGAGACCAGAAACCAGAAGCGGAGGAGGAGCAGGAGGAAUCCGAAGAGGCGGCUUGCGGCGGCAAGAAGCGGGUAGUGCCGGGUAUUGUGUACUUGGGCCACCUCCCGCCCCGCUUUCGGCCUCUGCACGUACGGAACCUUCUCAGCGCCUAUGGCGAGGUCGGGCGCGUUUUUUUCCAGCCGGAGGACGGGUUCGUGAGGCGCAAGAAGAAGGCGGCGGCAGCCUCGGCCACGGGAGGGAAAAAGCGGCCCAAGUACAGCAAGGACUACACCGAGGGCUGGGUGGAGUUUCGGGACAAGCGAGUGGCCAAGCGCGUGGCGGCCAGUCUGCACAACACGCCCAUGGGAGCCCGACGGCGCAGCCCCUUCCGUUACGACCUGUGGAACCUCAAGUACCUGCACCGUUUCACGUGGUCCCACCUCAGCGAACAUCUUGCCUUUGAGCGCCAGGUACGCAGGCAGCGCCUGAGGGCCGAGGUUGCCCAGGCCAAGCGUGAGACUGACUUCUACCUUCGAAGUGUGGAACGGGGACAGCGCUUCCUUGCCGCCGAUGGGGACUCCGCCCGCCCGAAUGGCACCUGGGCCUUUGCCCAGCGUCCUACUGAGCAGGAGCUGAGAGCCCGGAAGGCAGCUCGGCCCGGGGGACGGGAACGGGCUCGCCUGGCUAACGUCCAGGACCAGGCUCGCUCCAACCGAGGGCUGCUUGCCAAGAUCUUCGGAGCUCCACCACCUUCAGAGAGCGUGGAAGAACCCUCACUAGCCAGGGACUCAUGAAGGGCACAGAGACCCCUUCUGUCUCGUAGCCCUGAUAAUGUCUAUUCAGGCAGACAUUUUAUAUCUUUCUCAGACCAGGAGUCUCUGAUGAGUGCUCAGACAGACCUUUUGUGGGCCUCUCCUCCCUGCUCCCACUCCUGUUGCCUGGCAAAGGCCCCUAAUUCAUACUAGCAUGAGUAUGACUACUGCACAU